GACGGCUGCGACGGCGGCGGCGGCGGCGGCGGGGACCGCAGGAGCGGUGGUGCUGUCAGUUAGGCCGUCGGAGAAAUGGGAGACCCGGGGUCGGAGAUGAUAGAGUCUGUCCCUCCAGCUGGGCCCGAGGCAUCUGAGGCAACAACGGAUGAAAAUGAGGAUGACAUUCAGUUUGUCAGUGAAGGACCAUUAAGACCUGUUCUUGAAUACAUUGAUCUGGUCAGCAGUGAUGAUGAAGAGCCUAGCACCUCUUAUAGUGAUGAUGUUAAGCAUAAAGACUAUAUUGACCAUCAGAAGGAUAAAGUUGCUUUAACUCUGGCUCGUCUAGCCCGCCAUGUUGAAGUGGAGAAACAGCAAAAGGAAGAGAAGAAUAGAGCAUUCAGGGAAAAAAUCGAUUUUCAGCAUGCUCAUGGGUUACAAGAAUUGGAAUUUAUUCGAGGACAUUCUGAUACAGAAGCAGCAAGACUGUGUGUGGACCAGUGGCUAAAAAUGCCAGGACUCAAAACAGGAACAAUUAAUUCUGGAACAAAAAGUUCAUUCCGAAGAGGAGGCCAAAUGCGGAUGUCUGGAAAACCAAUUUUAUGUCCCAUAAUGCACUGUAACAAGGAAUUUGAUAAUGGGCACCUUCUCUUAGGACAUUUGAAAAGGUUUGAUCACUCUCCAUGUGAUCCAACAAUUACAUUACAUGGACCAUUCAUCAAUUCCUUUGCUUGUGUAGUAUGUUACAAAAAUUUUGUUACUCAACAACAAUAUAAGGAUCACCUCUUUGCUAAGGAAGCUGCAGAUGAUGAACAUAAAAACAGCCUUCUUCCUCAGAUUAUUCAGUGUUUCGCGUGUCCAAAUUGCUUCCUUCUUUUUAGCAACAAGGAUGGGUGUUUGAAGCAUAUGUCUGGAAAGAAUCAUUUCCAUCAGAAUUUUAAACUGGGUGAUGACCAGGGAAUAGCACAUCCAAUAUUAUUUCCAUCUUUUGCAAAGAAACUUCUGAUCUCUCUGUGCAAAGAUGUCCCAUUUCAAGUUAAGUGUGUGGCCUGCCACCAGACUCUACGUUCCCACAUGGAGCUCACUGCCCAUUUCAGAGUUCGUUGUCGAAAUGCUGGUCCUGUAGCGGUAGCUGAGAAGAGCAUUGCCCAAGUUGCAGAAAAAUUCCUAUUACGAGGUUACUGUCCAAAUUGCAACCAAGUCUUUAUGGAUGAAACCAGUACCCGAAAUCACAAGCAGAAUUCAGGGCACAAAGUCCGAGUAAUUACCUCAAUGGAAGAAUCAGUCUUACUUUAUUGCCACAGCAGUGAAGGGAACAAACCUUCUUCUGACUUGCAUCUAUUGCUAGAUCAUUCAAAAUUUUCAUCACUUAAAAGAACUAUGUCUAUUCAGGAAUCAAGCUCACAAGAUUGUACCCCUGUUCCAAAAAAGAAGAUGAAUUUAGAAGGUAGAAGCCGUGAAGAUACGGUUUGUGUUCAGAAAGAAAAGUCAGUUGUAAAAACUUGGUUUUGUGAAUGUCAUCAACAAUUCCCAAGUGAAGAUGCAGUGGAAAAGCAUGUUUUCUCAGCAAACACAAUGUGUUAUAAGUGCGUGGUCUGUGGAAAGGUGUGUGAAGAUUCAGGGGUUAUCCGUUUACAUAUGAGCCGGAUUCAUGGAGGGGCACAUUUAAAUAACUUUCUUUUCUGGUGUCGGACAUGCAAAAAGGAGUUAACAAGAAAAGAGACUAUCAUGGCACAUGUGACUGAAUUUCAUAAUGGACACAGAUAUUUUUACGAGACUGAUGAAGUGGAAGGUGAAACUUUGCCAUCAUCUUCUGCAACAAUGGUGAGUAAUGUGACUGCUAAGAAUCCUUCUUCAACUAUUACUAUUAUUGAUCAUUCUCCAGCAAACAGUCCUCCAAGGGGUAAAUGGCAAUGCCGAAUUUGUGAAGAUAUGUUUGAUUCCCAAGAAUGUGUAAAACAGCAUUGCAUGUCUUUAGCAAGUCACCAGUUUCAUAGAUAUAGCUGUGCGCAUUGCAAAAAGACUUUUCACAAAGUAGAAACACUAUACCGCCAUUGCCAAGAUGAACAUAACAAUGAAAUAAAGAUUAAGUACUUUUGUGGGCUUUGUGAUCUUAUCUUUAAUGUGGAAGAAGCAUUUUUAAGUCAUUAUAAGGAGCACCACAGCAUAGAUUAUGUGUUUCUGCCUGAAAAAGCUGAAACUUCGAUUAAAACUGAGAAUGAUUUUCCAGUAAUAGAGACCAGUAACUUGUUAACCUGUGGUUGCCGUGAGAGUUACAUCUGUAAAGUCAACAGAAAGGAGGAUUAUAGUAGAUGUCUCCAAACCAUGUUGGAUAAAGGUAAACUGUGGUUUCGCUGCAGCUUGUGUUCAGCAACAGCACAGAGCGUAGCUGGUAUUAAUACUCAUAUCCAUCAAGUGCACAGAGAAGAAAACAGUGAGGAGGAAGAGGAGCAACAGUAUGUGAUCAAGUGUGGCACCUGCACUAAAGCAUUUCAUGAUCCUGAGAGUGCUCAGCAGCACUUCCAUAGAAAACAUUGCUUUUUACCGAAACCCAGUGUGGCUCACUUUGGAUCUGAGAAAACAAGCCUGUACAAGUUUGCUGCCAGUACCUCACGUACAGAGAGAAAACUGAAACAGACAGUAAGCUAUCCAAAAAACUCAGACAUGGAGAAAGGAGCUGAGAAUGACCUAAGCUGUCAGACUAUAGAUGAAGAAGUCGUUGAGCUUCCAGAUUUGGAUUAUCUGCGAACCAUGACACAUAUAGUCUUUGUAGACUUUGAUAACUGGUCAAACUUUUUUGGUCAUCUACCAGGGCAUCUUAACCAAGGAACAUUUAUUUGGGGUUUUCAAGGAGGAAACACCAAUUGGAAGCCUCCACACAACUGUAAGAUCUACAAUUACCUGAAUAGGAUUGGAUGCUUCUUCCUUCAUCCUCGUUGUAGUAAAAGAAAAGAUGCUGCUGAUUUUGCCAUCUGUAUGCAUGCUGGCCGUCUAGAUGAACAACUACCCAAGCAAAUCCCUUUCACCAUCCUCUCAGGAGAUCAAGGUUUUCUGGAGCUAGAGAAUCAAUUUAAGAAGACCCAGAGGCCAGCACAUAUACUAAACCCUCACCAUUUAGAGGGAGAUAUGAUGUGUGCCUUGUUAAAUAGCAUAUCUGAUACCACCAAAGAAUGUGACAGUGAUGAUAACCUGGGUCUAAAAAAUACUUCAAUAGAAGAAGAAUUGAGAUCCACAGAAGAUGUGGAAUUAGAAGAAGCUAUUAGAAGAAGUCUUGAGGAAAUGUAAUUGUAAAGUUAUUACCACACAACAUCACAUGGCCUUGAAGAAACUCAGGAUAAUCAAUUCUUGAGUUUGUUUUCUAAAGGAGACCAGAAAUCUGUUGGUACAAAUGUAUUUGGAAACAUGGUUUUUUUGCUUUUGCAUCUGAUAUUUGCUUUGUAUUUUUGUGCUAUUUGGCAAAUUGUACAGAAGAAUAGAAUACAUGUUAAUGCAGAUACAAAUCAUGUAUUCUAAUAUAGUUAUCGCAGUUUUCCAGUUAACUUUGAAUUUAUAUAUUUAGGUUAAAAGAACUAAAAAAUAGAGAGGCUCUUGACUAUUGUUUAUAUGUUUCCCAAAUAGCAUUAGUUGUUUAAUUUUCUUUGUACUGUACAGAUGAUUCUAGUUUAUUUUUUUAGGAGUGAAAAUGAAUAUAAAUAAAGCUGUCAUAGCUCAGUUUUUCUGUAAAUUCUAUUUCUUAUGUGGCACUAAUAUAGAAUACCUUUGAGAUCUUUGUUUAUGAUUAUUAGAAGAGAUUAAUGGAAACUGAUCAUGGAAACAGAUUAAAAACUUUUACUGGGCAAUGUUCUUUGUGGGUUUCACUCAGCUGUAUUAUCCUGCUGUAACUGGAGCACCACAUUGCUGUAAUUAAAAACAAAACAAAAAACCCUAAUUUCUUUGAAAUUAUUGAAACCUUUUCCAUUCCUUUUACCUGCUUAGACUUUCAUGUAACUUGUAUUACCUAUAGUUUAAAGGGAAUGAUGUCAAAAUGUUUGCAUAGAAUUAAAUGUAUUUUUAAUAACAACA
Messenger RNA from Neogale vison (American mink), 4041 nucleotides. It is a transcript of the gene ZNF451, whose product is annotated as zinc finger protein 451. Gene Ontology annotation, molecular function: sequence-specific DNA binding; DNA-binding transcription factor activity, RNA polymerase II-specific. Lineage: Eukaryota; Metazoa; Chordata; Mammalia; Carnivora; Mustelidae. The record is from RefSeq and is a predicted model, not a curated record. Gene Ontology annotation, biological process: regulation of transcription by RNA polymerase II. Gene Ontology annotation, cellular component: nucleus. The transcript has 15 exons. The coding region runs from base 76 to 3264 and encodes 1062 amino acids.